UUCAGCUAAGAUGGCUGACAGUAUCCUGCUAAACCCGGUGCUGAAGAACUCGAAAAAAAUUGCUUAUUACAACACUGCAAGACAUUCCAGGUAUUCUUUAGAAGAUGAACCCUCUAACUUGGACGAGAUGCCCCUGAUGAUGUCUGAGGAAGGUUUUGAGAACGAUGAGAGUGAUUACCACACCCUACCUCGGGCCAGGGUUAACCAGAGACAGAGAGGUCUGGGGUGGUUCCUCAUGGGGGGCUGGAAGAUCCUCUGUGGCAGCUGCUGUGACUGCUUGGCUCGUACGUGUCGGAGGAAGAAGGAGCUGAAAGCCCGGACAGUGUGGCUGGGCCACCCGGAGAAGUGUGAGGAGAAGUACCCCAAGAACGCCAUCAAAAACCAGAAGUACAACUUCUUCACCUUUGUGCCUGGGGUUCUCUACCAGCAGUUCAAGUUCUUCCUGAACCUGUACUUUCUAGUGGUGGCCUGCUCCCAGUUUGUGCCAGCCCUAAAAAUAGGGUACUUGUACACCUACUGGGCACCUCUGGGCUUUGUGAUGGCUGUUACAAUGGUACGUGAGGCCGUGGACGAGGUCCGACGGUACCAGAGGGACAAGGAGAUGAACUCCCAGCUCUACAGCAAGCUCACAGUGCGAGGUAAAGUUCAAGUGAAGAGUUCUGACAUACAAGUUGGAGACCUCAUCAUAGUUGAAAAGAACCAAAGGAUCCCUGCAGAUAUGAUAUUUCUAAGGACAUCAGAGAAGACUGGUUCAUGUUUCAUCAGGACGGACCAAUUAGAUGGAGAGACAGACUGGAAGUUGAAAGUUGCUGUUGUUUGCACACAAAGACUACCUGCUCUGGGGGACCUCUUUUCCAUCAAUGCUUAUGUCUAUGCCCAGAAGCCUCAGCUGGACAUCCACAGUUUCGAGGGAAACUUCACAAGGGAAGACGGUGACCCACAAAUCCAUGAGAGUUUGAGUAUUGACCACACCCUUUGGGCCAGCACUAUUGUGGCAUCUGGCACAGUGAUAGGGGUGGUGAUCUACACAGGAAAAGAGACCAGGAGUGUACUGAACACGUCCUCCCCCAAGAAUAAGGUUGGUCUGCUGGACCUGGAGCUGAACCGCCUUACCAAGGCUCUGUUCCUGGCUCAGGUGGUCCUGUCGGUUGUCAUGGUAGCGCUGCAGGGCUUUGUGGGCCCCUGGUUUCGCAACCUGUUCCGCUUCAUCGUGCUAUUCUCCUACAUCAUCCCCAUCAGCUUGCGUGUCAAUCUGGACAUGGGGAAGUCGGCCUACGGUUGGAUGAUCAUGAAAGAUGAAAACAUCCCUGGUACCGUGGUACGGACCAGUACCAUCCCUGAAGAGCUGGGCCGCCUGGUGUACCUACUGACUGACAAAACAGGCACUCUGACACAGAACGAGAUGAUCUUCAAGCGGCUGCACCUGGGGACAGUGUCUUAUGGGACGGACACCAUGGACGAGAUACAGAGCCAUAUAGUGCAGUCAUACGCACAGCCGAGCUCUCAGACCCAGCAGUCCAACGGCAGCAACAGCAGCACCAGCUCCACCCCAUCCAGGAAGCCACAACCAGCCCAGGCCCCCAAGGCGGUGGCCCCCAAGGUCCGCAAGAGCGUCAGCAGCCGCAUCCAUGAGGCGGUGAAGGCCAUCGCACUGUGCCACAACGUCACGCCCGUCUACGAGUCCCGCGCCAGUGUCUACGGGGAGACAGAGUCCACUGCCGCCGAGGCCGACCAGGACUUCAGCGACAACAACCGCACCUACCAGGCCUCCAGCCCUGAUGAGGUGGCGCUGGUGCGGUGGACGGAGAGCGUAGGGCUGACUCUGGUGAACAGGGACCUGACCUCCCUGCAGCUGAAGACCCCAGCAGGACAGAUCCUAACCUACUACAUCCUGCAGAUCUUCCCCUUCACCUCCGAGAGCAAGAGGAUGGGCAUCAUCAUCAGGGAGGAGACCACAGGUGACAUCACGUUUUAUAUAAAGGGUGCUGAUGUUGCCAUGGCGUGUAUCGUGCAGUACAAUGAUUGGCUGGAGGAGGAGUGUGGGAACAUGGCCAGGGAAGGGCUUCGGACCCUGGUGGUGGCUAAGAAAUCUCUGUCUGAGGAGCAGUAUACAGACUUUGAGAACCGGUACAACCAGGCCAAGCUGAGUAUCCAUGACCGGGCUCUGAAGGUGUCAGCGGUGGUAGAGAGUCUGGAGAGGGAGAUGGAGCUUCUGUGUUUGACUGGGGUUGAGGACCAACUACAGGCCGACGUCAGGCCAACCCUGGAGCUCCUCAGAAACGCUGGGAUCAAGAUAUGGAUGCUGACUGGGGAUAAGCUGGAGACAGCUACUUGUAUCGCUAAAAGCUCCCAUUUGGUGUCCAGAAGCCAAGAUAUUCAUGUCUUCAGAUCGGUCUCCAACAGAGGAGAGGCCCAUCUGGAGCUCAAUGCCUUCAGAAGGAAACACGACUGUGCUCUCGUCAUCUCUGGAGACUCCUUGGAGGUGUGUCUGCGGUACUAUGAGCAUGAGUUUGUGGAGCUGGCAUGUCAGUGUCCGGCGGUAGUCUGCUGUCGCUGCUCCCCCACUCAGAAAGCCCAGAUCGUCCACCUGCUCAAGCAGCACACAGCCAACAGAACCUGUGCCAUAGGUGAUGGAGGUAAUGAUGUCAGUAUGAUCCAGGCAGCAGACUGUGGUAUCGGCAUUGAAGGAAAGGAGGGGAAGCAGGCAUCCCUGGCGGCAGAUUUCUCCAUCACUCAGUUUAAGCACAUUGGCCGGCUGCUUAUGGUCCACGGCAGGAACAGCUACAAGCGCUCAGCAGCCCUGGGCCAGUUUGUCAUGCACCGAGGCAUGAUCAUAUCAGCCAUGCAGGCGGUGUUUUCCUCCAUUUUCUACUUUGCAUCAGUCCCUUUGUACCAGGGUUUUCUCAUGGUUGGGUAUUCUACCAUCUACACUAUGUUUCCUGUAUUUUCCCUGGUGCUGGACCAGGACGUGAAGCCAGAGAUGGCCCUGCUGUACCCUGAGCUUUACAAAGACCUCACCAAGGGUCGUUCCUUGUCUUUCAAGACUUUCCUCAUUUGGGUGUUAAUCAGUAUUUACCAAGGUGGCAUCCUGAUGUACGGCGCACUGCUGUUGUUUGAGUCUGAGUUUGUGCACGUGGUGGCCAUCUCCUUCACUGCGCUGAUCCUCACCGAGCUGCUCAUGGUGGCGCUUAACAUCCGUACCUGGCACUGGCUCAUGGUGCUAGCAGAGUUCCUCAGUCUGGGCUGCUACAUAGCCUCGCUUGCCUUCCUCAAUGAGUACUUUGGCAUAGGCAGGGUGUCCUUUGGAGCAUUUCUGGACCUGGCCUUCAUCACGACGCCAGCCUUCCUGUGGAAGGUGUCAGUGAUCACCGUCGUCAGCUGUCUCCCUCUCUAUGUCAUCAAAUACCUGAAGCGCAAGUUCUCACCACCCAGCUACUCCAAGCUGUCCUCAUGAGCCAUUUUAAGCUCUCUCCUGCUUACACAACUCCCCUAAUUAUCUUUCUUACGCUCUCUAUGAUCCAACCUUUCUUUUCAGCGCUUUUUUUACUGAUCCACAUUGACAGACAGGGAACCUAAAGAGGUCAAGGGACCACUAGAAGCAAAAACAUGAAGAGUAUUGUAUGGAUUUAUGUCACUGGAAUGUGGUAUUACUUGAAAAGACUGAGCACCACACAAAGGCUAAAAAGGGACAGGGAAGGGGUAAAAACAGAACAAAUUACCCUUAAAUGCACUUCCAACUGAUCGGCUGGAUGACUAGGGUUUCCGCAUUUAACUUCUUGUAUAUGUAGUUCUGGAUUUUAAAAAAUAGGUUUAUUACGUUCAACAUUAUUCAUCUCUAUAUUGAGUAGAGAUACUAGUAUGAUGGUUUAAUUUGUGAUUUACUACUUUGUGUUGUGAUUCCUAAGCACUGUAAAUACGAACUUAACAUGUGCAGCAUUUUACUACUGUACCCAGAUGCUUAACUGUACUUACCUAGGGAAAACGUACAUUAACCAAAAUAAGCUACAUUUUGCAUCUAAAAGAGUGAAAAGUGCAAAUUAUUUGUUCUGGGAACAACACCCAACUGGCUUUGGAGUUUCUCUCUAUACAAUAAGUCCUUUACAUUUCCAGAUGCUGAAUAUCAUAUAAAAUAUCUUCAUGAAUUCCUGAUAGUAGAAACCAGCACUCCAUAGUUAAUUUGAUUUAGACAAUCGUAUUCCGUGCAUCCUGGCCUUGAACACAGUGUAUUACGCUAUAGGGAUGUCUAUUUGUCAUUGGCUGCCAGCCCUGGUUGCUGGACAUGCCAGUUUGCGUUUGUGCCUCAUUGUUUGAUUGUUGCGUUUGGAAAUCGGCUCUCAUAGCUCCGGAUGUCAAUCAGAGGAUUAGCUAGACUAGCUAGUGUAUUCUGUCUCUUAUUUGCAAGAUAUCCUGGGCCAGCAGCUUGACCACAGGGGAUCUACCUUGCUGUAACCACUCACUUCUGACAAUAUUUCACAAUGACUACUGUUCUCGCUCAAUCUCAAACAACCACAGAAUAUUAAGGCCGUAUUUUUGUAGGCAUCCUCUGACAAUUACUAAUAUGACAGAAUCUUUAUUGAACUCUAAUCAUGUCUUCUGGGCUUGAGAUGAAACUGACUUCACCCUGCUAUGGAUGCAAAGACGAAACCUGACAGUGGUUUGGAGGAAUGAGUUUUAUCAUUCUUGCCAUGUGAGUGUGUGCGUUUAGUUAGAUAUAAGUUCCUAGUCCAAACACAAUUGAAUAAAUGUAUCAUCAUGCUCACACUGAUCUCUUUUCCUGAUUUGUUUUUGUCUGUACAAUAAGUGUUAUAUAUUUCUUAGUGUAAGAGGUUGCCAUGUUUUUGUAUCCCAUUUGAGUUGAACUCAGGUAAAUCAUUCCUGUACGUCCUGAAUAUUAAUAGAAUUGUGGCAACCAUACUGUACAUGGCAACGCUGUAUAAGGCAGACAGGGCUGUUAUGUUUAUUUAUGAAUUAAGUAUGGACAUGGCUGUUAUUUUAAUACGAAUAAUUGUUUAAAAAAAUUAUUAACUUGAUCCCAAUUGUCUAAACAUUAUGUGUUUUCUGUUGAUACUUGUGCUCUGUUUGUAUGAUGUUAUACAGGUUUAGUCUGUUGAGGACUUGCAUUCUAUGUCAUAGACUGCAAAAUAUGGUAUUACUAUUGAUUAAUGAGCAAUAAACUGACAUUUUAACAAAUAA
Coregonus clupeaformis (lake whitefish) is the source of this 5193-nucleotide messenger RNA. Its product is annotated as probable phospholipid-transporting ATPase IIB. Gene Ontology annotation, cellular component: endosome; plasma membrane; trans-Golgi network. Bases 11 to 3454 code for a protein of 1147 amino acids. Gene Ontology annotation, biological process: retrograde vesicle-mediated transport, Golgi to endoplasmic reticulum; endocytosis; phospholipid translocation. The transcript has 30 exons. Gene Ontology annotation, molecular function: magnesium ion binding; ATPase-coupled intramembrane lipid carrier activity; ATP binding. Lineage: Eukaryota; Metazoa; Chordata; Actinopteri; Salmoniformes; Salmonidae. The record is from RefSeq and is a predicted model, not a curated record.